Messenger RNA from Tyto alba (common barn owl), 1059 nucleotides. Its product is annotated as CMP-N-acetylneuraminate-beta-galactosamide-alpha-2,3-sialyltransferase 4-like. Gene Ontology annotation, molecular function: sialyltransferase activity. Gene Ontology annotation, biological process: glycolipid biosynthetic process. NCBI's taxonomy places the organism in Eukaryota, Metazoa, Chordata, Aves, Strigiformes, Tytonidae. The record is from RefSeq and is a predicted model, not a curated record.
AGCAUGAAUGCCAGAUCUAUAGCAGGAAGACUCUUCUUUGCUUUCUUCCAGUGGAAAAAGUUGGUCAUCUGGCUCUGUGUAGGUCUGUGCGUGCAGAGCCUGUGCUACUCUGUGACGAACUCGCAUGAAAGUCACAUUGAGAAGCAUCUUGGUGCUUGCCAGAGAAGGUUUGUGUGGAGAAAGCCUUUUCUUGGAAGGUUUGAAUCUCACCGGAAGCCUUUCCUGACCAGCAAAUCCUUAUACUCGCUCGUGGACAGACCUUUUAAAAGAGAGAUUGAACAAGUUCUGUGGUUCCAUAAACUGCCUUUCGGGCUGCAGAGCUCUGUUCUCUCUGCCUAUACCACGUUGCAGCUUCUUCCUCAGCAGGAGUUGCCUGGAUCCUUUGCCCGUUUAUGGUGCCAAAGGUGCAUUGUGGUCGGCAAUGGUUACUCCGUCCAUGGCCAACACUUUGGGAAAAUGAUUGACUCUCACCAUGUUAUCAUAAGGUUAAAUGAUGCUCCAGUAAAAGAACACAAAAAAGAUGUGGGUGAGAGAACCAACGUCUGUCUAUUCUUCCCUGAAUCAGCUCUGCCCAACCUUCUGGAAAACAAUGACAAUGAUACACUGAUGGUGUUUGUCCCAUUCAAGCCCCUGGACUUCCUCUGGCUGAGAGAAGUGUUACUGAAAACAAGGAAUAAGACGAAGGUGGGGUUUUGGCGCCAGCCCCGGGAGUGGAACGGGAAUGUCUCCCAGCUACGUAUUCUCAACCCGUAUGUCACCUAUGAAGCAACGUACAAACUGCUGCAGCUGGAUGAGUCAAGUAGGAGAUACGCCACCAUGGGAAUCAUUGCGUUGAACUUAGCCCUCCAUAUGUGCCAAGAGGUCAAUAUUGCAGGCUUUGGUUACCCUGGCAACCAUGACAAUACUAUGCCAAUACAUUAUUACAAUAUGGGUCACUCACGGAAAGAAGAGCUUUUUCAGCACAAUAUCACUGCUGAGAGGAACUGGCUGCAGAAAAUGAUUGACUGGGGCGUGAUUGGUGACAUAGCUAGCCCUUCCUUCCAGGCCCAGAACUGCUGA